Messenger RNA from Plasmodium inui San Antonio 1, 1161 nucleotides. RefSeq lists its product as hypothetical. Bases 1 to 1161 code for a protein of 386 amino acids. The record is from RefSeq and is a predicted model, not a curated record. NCBI's taxonomy places the organism in Eukaryota, Apicomplexa, Aconoidasida, Haemosporida, Plasmodiidae. The transcript has a single exon.
AUGGGCACCUCUAUCUUCCCCGGUUAUAUAGAAACAGUUAGAGACCUCUUAAAAAGGCGAAAGUUCUGUACGGAUUCUACCAAGUCGAAAUUGAGAAUCUGCCAAUUAGAAAAUGAUGAAAAAGGCGUAAUCCAGGUUAGAGAGUGGCCUUAUGACAGAAAGACGCAGAGCUGGGAUCCCAAUCUAAGCCGGUAUCUGUAUGGGAUGAGUCGAAAUAUAUGUAUAUGGAUAGAACUUUGGAUGAAUAAUCUAGAGAGAAGCAACACUGAUCAGACGAAGUUACUGAGCGGCCAAUGUCAAUAUGGGGACUUUAAGAAUCUAAUAAAACAGGGAGAAGGGAAGGAAAAGUGUCAAAUAGAUCAAGACAGGAGCAGAUGGGUGACAUUCCUUAAAAGUGACGAACUAAAUAUGAGCCAGACAAAUCAAAAGGACUUACAAAUGUGUAUGGAAAUAGUUCGUAUAUUAAUGCAGGCUAGCGGCAUUUCUAGGGAUGGAUCAGGAGUAAGAUUAAACCUCGGGAACCAAGGCUCACUUUGUCAGCGAUUUUACGAUGAGUUAAAGGCAUGGGGAGGACAGGAUGUUGCCCUUAAUAUAAUGAGGCACUGGUUUACAGUGCAUAAUUGGCCGAUGGGUAUGCAGCCAGAAUUUCUAUUAACCGGGCGGGAUUUAUAUGAGAUAAUAACAGAGGAAGUGCUAGGGACGGAUGCUGGUAUAAAGGAUCUGGUUUGUAAAUAUGAAAGCGAGAAAAGGGAAAGAGCGGAACACCCGGAGGAAAAAUUCUCAGAUGGACAGAGUAUUGAUACUGUAAUUCAGGAAUCUGUAGGGGAAGGGAAGCAACUGGAUGAGCUUGAGAAUAGGAUGAAGUCAGCGGUAGCUGAUCUGCUCUCAAGAAUAAGGGACUCUUCUCCAUCCAAGGGGGACUCCCCUCCAUCCAAGGGGGACUCCGUAUCUGUGCCACUAGGAGGGGAAGGUGGGGGGGGAAGUGAGAGGAACCUGUUAGGGAUGAUUGGAGGGGUCAUCUUCGCCUUAUCUAUGGGAGCUGUAGCUGUAUAUGGAGUAAGUAGAGUCCUUCUCAAUAGACGAAGAAAACCCAGUGGACGGAAGGCGUUGCGUUCUAGGGCGAGAAACCUUAGUUAUAGAAUUCUAUCUGAGGAAGGAUAG